AUGGUGUUAAUCUAUGUUGAUGACUUGCUUGUUACAAGGAAUGAUCACAAGUUGAUAUUGGAGGCAAAAAGUAUUCUCAAAGACAGGUUCAAGAUGAAAGACUUGGAUGAAUUGAGAUAUUUUUUGGGAAUAGAGUUUGCCAGAAAUGAUUCAGGGAUUCUUAUGCAUCAAAGAAAAUAUUGUCUUGAGCUAAUCUCUGACAUUGAAUUAUCUAACUCAAAGACAGUUCGAACUCCUAUUGAGCUGAAUCAAAAGCUCACAACUACAGAGUUUGACUUACAUUUUCCUACUGAUAAUGAAGAUGAUAGGGUGCUGGAUGAUCCUAGUGUGUAUCAGAAAUUGGUGGGAAGAUUGCUUUACUUAACAAUAACAAGACCAGACAUAACUUUUGCAGUGCAGCUCCUAAGUCAAUUCAUGCAUAGCCCUAAGACAUGUCAUAUGGAAGCAGCAAUGAGGGUAGUAAGAUAUGUCAAACAAGCACCAGGAUUAGGAAUUCUUAUGACAGUUAACACAAAUAACCAGUUAAUUGCAUACUGUGAUGCAGAUUGGGUUGCAUGUCCAAACAACACAAAAUCAAUCACUGGCUACAUGGUUACAUAUGGAGGUUCUUUGAUCUCAUGA
Messenger RNA from Solanum pennellii, 621 nucleotides. RefSeq lists its product as uncharacterized. The transcript has a single exon. Bases 1 to 621 code for a protein of 206 amino acids. Lineage: Eukaryota; Viridiplantae; Streptophyta; Magnoliopsida; Solanales; Solanaceae. The record is from RefSeq and is a predicted model, not a curated record.